Molecule: messenger RNA, 696 nt
Organism: Glarea lozoyensis ATCC 20868
Lineage: Eukaryota; Fungi; Ascomycota; Leotiomycetes; Helotiales; Helotiaceae
Exons: 2
Coding region: 1-696 (231 amino acids)
Source: RefSeq, a predicted model, not a curated record
AUGAACACACCUGAAGCCACCAGGGCACGACUUCUUGACUGUGUGCAGCAAACAAUUACCAGAGGUGUUUAUAACCUGAACUUCAAAAAUGGCGCUUUCAAAUCUCUUAUUUCCCAAAGCAUGCCACCCGCCCAAUCACUCACAAUUCUGUCAAAAUCGGUUCUCACAACUGAAAUAGAGAUGGAAAUUUGUUUCAUCAUGAGGGGAGCAGCACUCGAAUUGUCAGAAGGGACAUUUAGGAUGGACGAUCUCAUGUUGUUCCUCAAUGUUGCCGAGGCCCUCAACAAUGCUUUCACUGAAGAUGCGAGGAGCAGAGGAAUGUAUGUCGCUGACCCCAUAAUGCAAAUUAUUGGGGAGAAUGGUGAAGUUACGGAGACGAUGAGUUUCUCAUAUGACGGAAAAGUCACCAAGACGAGCGGUGGUGUUCCUGGCUUACCACCAGAUGCUCCUGUUGGAUACUCUUCGUGGGGGAUGCGCGAACUUGAAAAAUUCUCCAAGGCCAGGAAAAAUUUAGGCGGUAAGAAGACUUCUGGAAAAGGUGACAAGAGGGGUAGACAAAAGGGGACGGAGAAGGUGCAGCCGGGAACGGAUGGGGUCGUUGGAGAUGCCAGUAAGGCGCCUGAGAAGAAGACUAAGAAAGAUACUUCUGAAUUCGGUGGUGGCUUCAGCAAAAAUCUUCGGGGAGCUUUCAUUUGA